GAGCCUAGUGAGCUACAGUCCAUGGGAUCACAAAGAGUUGGACACGACGGAGCGACUCACACUUCCUUCCUCCAAGGUCUUCUUAAAGAGCCUGGCUCCACCGGUAUUUAUAUUUUUUCCUUUCUAGCAAUGGCGACAAGUAGGCCCAAAGUGUGCUGGGAAGGGUGUGGGAACUUGGGACAGGAUAAAGCCUUUUUGAGUUGUAAAAUGUAUUAUGGCAAAUCCGCAGGGUGAAUAACGAAGCUCUCACCUGAAUUUCUGAUUUCUUGUGCCUUGUAACCAAUCUUAUUCCUUCUUACCUGGGAAGGAUUGAGGAAGAUUCUAUUCCACAGUUGUUGUCAUCUGUUGUUUUUAAUAGAAAGUUUAGCAAAGGGAUGUACUUUAGGCAUUUACAGCUUAACACUGGGCAGGCUAUCUUAUAUGAUGUGCAUUCUAUAGAUUUGUUAUCUUAAGAUGUGUGUUCUUUUUCUACGCAGACUUCCUCUCCAGUUGUGACUGAUGGAAAAGGAACCGUAAGUAUACCACUUAAAUUACGGAGCCUUGGUUCAGCCACUUAGAAACGGGAUAAUGCUGUACCCAUCUUGUGCAUUCAUUUUGAAGAUUAGAUGACGUUUGCUAUGUGACCUGUCACCAAGCACAUAAUCUGCUCAACUGUUUUUCUUACAACCAACUCAAUUCAAAAGGGAAGGAGAACAUGAACAAUCACAGGUGAUUCCACAAAGUCUGGAACAAAAGAAGCUAGAUGUGAGAGAGUACAUACUUUGUACCUUCAUCAAGAUAACACUGAAAAAUAGACAAAGCUGAACUACAGUGAUAGAUUCCAGGAUACACAUGCAGUGGCUGGAUAGGAGCCCAAGGGGGCUUCUCAGGGGUUGGCAAUGUCCUGUUCCUCAUCCAGGGGCAGGUUACCUGGAUGGUUCAUCACAUGAAGUCGUCAGGCCACAUAUUUGUAAUUUAUAUAUUUUUAUGUGUUUUGUCAUUCUUUAACAAAAUCACCCCCUCAAAAGUGACGAAGACUCCAGUGUUAUAUGAUAGUUGCACAUUUACAGGGCUUCUCAAUACUCUCUGCAAGUAAUUACAAAUAUGAAAACUUAUGGGGCUACGAGCAUGGCUACUUCCACUCAGAUCAAAGCAAAUGUGAAUUUGGAAAUUAAUCGGUUCAUGCAUUUACUGUACAUACAUUUAAAAAAUUCAUAUCAAAAUGGUGUGGUAUACAGUAAAACUUUUGGGUAUAUAUUUUACUUUUUGCUGAACUAACAGAUAAGAAUGCUAAUUGUUACUUUGAACUGUUUUUCAGCUUUUCCUAUAUUAAUAUGACACAAACUUCUGUUUCUAGGCAUGGCCUAUUCAUAUGUUUGUCCAGUUUUCUACUGAAUUAUUGUCUUUUUCCAGUCAAUUUAAGCAAUGUGCAUUAAGUAUGAUGAAAAUGAGCCAUUUGUCAUGUACAACAUUGGAAAGAAUUUUUCACUGUAUUUCAUUACCCCUUUGAUUUUGUUUAGGACACCGAGGAUCCAUGCAGAGUUUUGUUUUAAUUUUAAUCUUUUGAACUCUUCCCUUUUUUUCCGGGAGAACCUCACUGUUUUCUCUGUGCAGGACUGUGGGCCUUCUCUUGGGUUAGCAGCAGGCAUCCCGUCCCUGGUGGCCACGGCCCUGCUGGUAGCCUUACUGUUUACUCUGAUUCACCGAAGAAGAAGCAGCAGUGAGUCCACUGAGGGAAGUGAGAGGCCUUGUGAAAUUACAGAAAUCUAUGACAGUCCCAGGAUAGCUGAGAAUCCUAUAAGGUUACCUACCCAGGAGAAGAAUAUGAUGGGAGGAGAAGCGGCCCACAUAUAUGUGAAGACGGUAUCGGGAGGCGAGGAGCCGGCGCGUGACACUUACCGCCCUGCUGUCGAAGUGGAGAGAAGGCGGGGCCUGUGGUGGCUUAUUCCCAGACUGAGCCUGGAGUGAUGCCGCGAGCCAAGGAGCAGAGCUGGAGCUGGAGCUGGAAGCGAGCUGAACACACAGGGACCGAUCGUGCCUGGAGCGAGCAGAGAAGCCAAGCUGCUUCUUAACCACUCCCAACUCCAUUUGCAGAUCUGGAAAACUUCGGGGUUGAUUUUACUCUUUAAGGGACUGAUCUGUUAAAGUGCAUUCUGACUCUCAGACCUUGUGGUUUAAUAAUCAGUGAAGUCGCUGUGCAUUCAAAAGGAGCCUUGAACCCUGCUCCUGACCCCCAGUGGGGAUUUGCUUUUCUUUAUGAUUUGGGGAAGAGAAUUUGAUUUCUCAGUGGCUCACCUUUUCAUCUUUUUUCACAUCCAUUUUCUCAAAAAAGCCAUUAGACCUGGCUUCCAUGGACAGGUUGGCCAAGGCUAACGUGUGAGAAGGGGCAGUUCUUUAUCCCUGAACACCUCAGGGUAGAAAACAGGGGGAGCCACAUGUUCCCUGACCACAGGCAGCCCGUGGCUGGGUCAUUCAUCUCUCUUGUGAUCAGAGGGUAUUCAAAGUGUGCGUGGGGGGGGGGUGGGGGGCAGUGAGCACAUGUGUGUGCUGAGGGUAAAGACGGUGGAAGGAAGGCAGAGAUUAUUUCAAAAGAUUAUUAGAAAUAGGGGCUGUACCUAUUUUGUGGGAAUAGAGAGAAAGGUCCAAGUCCUUGGACCAUCAAUGGGGAAAAACUCAUGAGCAGGAAGAGAGGUCAAGAGUACUCUCGGUGGGGACCAAAGGGAUGAUCCAGGUACCAGCGUGACUGUCAUCUGAGUGAACAGUGGCAGCUGGAUCAGGUGAGGUGUUCACCAUUGCUCCUGGGAGGAGGCUUCUGGGAACCCUGGUUCCCUAGCACAGGUCCAUUGUUCCCCUGAUGGGAGAACCUGGGUCCAGGAGAUCCCGGGUCUCCUGGUCACCAGCUUCACGGGCCCCCUUGAAGAGCUGUGGAGAUAUUCCUUUCUCACACGGGGCCCCUAAAUGCUCAAACACGGCUCCUCUGAUUCAAACAACCCAGGACAGGUUCCGCACACCCCAUCACUGCCAUGCCGACACGUGCUCUUCAAAGUUCCUUGUGAAAUUCAUUUUGUGCUAAGUCCCUUGGGUCUAGACCUGGCCGUGUUUAAGCAGACAUGCCCGGUGAUCCAGGUGCUCCUACUUCUCUUACCUGUUGAGAAGGACCUUGAAUUUGCUGAGAACAUGAUUGUGGCCUUGGCCUGGACACGCAUAGGUGUUUUAUCUGGGGCAGAUCAUGGACCUUAGCUCUGUAGGUGCAAAAUGGAGACUGUCAUUUUCUUCUUUCUACGAUUAGGAGUGUUGCAAGGGUGAACGGAAACAUGACUUACAGUCUAUAAAGUAAGGUGUGACUUAUAUUUUGGACCACUUAUUUUAUGUAAUUCUGCUUACAAUCCAUUGCUUAUUACCUUAUUUUAAAUGGUUUCUACUAAACUAUCAAGGUUCAAUGUUUCUGUCACCUUUUUUCUGCUCUGAUGCACAAGAGCUUAUUUUGGAAUAAAGUGAAAAGCAAAAAUGA
Capra hircus (goat) is the source of this 3490-nucleotide messenger RNA. RefSeq names its product oligodendrocytic myelin paranodal and inner loop protein (gene OPALIN). The coding region runs from base 1405 to 1947 and encodes 180 amino acids. The record is from RefSeq and is a predicted model, not a curated record. The transcript has 3 exons. Gene Ontology annotation, cellular component: plasma membrane; cell-cell contact zone. Lineage: Eukaryota; Metazoa; Chordata; Mammalia; Artiodactyla; Bovidae.